AUGCUAUUGACACUGACAUUCAGAGAAGGGCGUUCUUCUCGAUGUUUCGCCCAAGUUUGCCUAUCUAUCUAUCUAUCUAUCUAUCUAUCUAUCUAUCUAUCUAUCUAUCUAUCUAUCUAUCUAUCUCAAUCACUUCAUAUCGAUCUAUCUCAGUCUUUUCCUAUCUAUAUCCAUCUAUCUAUCUAUCUAUCUAUCUAUCUCAAAAAUAUCUAUCUAUCUAUCUAUCAACCAUCUUCAUAUCUAUCUCUCAGUCUUUUCAUAUCUAUCUAUCUAUUUAUCUAUCUAUCUAUCUAUCUAUCUAUCUAUCUAUCUCAGCCUAUUCAUAUCUAUCUAUCUAUCUAUCUAUCUAUCUAUCUAUCUAUCUAUCUAUCUCAUCUCUAUCUAUCUCAGCCUAUUCAUAUCUAUCUAUCUAUCUAUCUAUCUAUCUAUCUAUCUAUCUAUCUAUCCUUAAAUAAAUAUUUUAUCUCAGGAUAUUUACAAUCUUAUGAAUAUUUAGGACUACAUCUAAAUUCACUGUUUCAACAUCUAUCUAUCUAUCUAUCUAUCUAUCUCAAUCACUUCAUAUCUAUCUAUCUAUCUAUCUAUCUAUGUUCAUGUUUAUUUAACUUUGUUCAUAUCUAUCUAUCUAUCUAUCUAUCUAUCUAUGUUCAUAUCUAUGUUCAUAUUUAUUUAACUUUGUUCAUUUCUAUCUAUCUAUCUAUCUAUCUAUGUUCAUAUUUAUUUAACUUUGUUCAUAUCUAUCUAUCUAUCUAUCUAUCUAUCUAUCUAUCUAUCUAUGUUCAUGUUUAUUUAACUUUGUUCAUAUCUAUCUAUCUAUCUAUCUCUGUUCAUAUCUAUCUAUGUUCAUAUUUAUUUAACUUUGUUCAUUUCUAUCUAUCUAUCUAUCUAUGUUCAUAUUUAUUUAACUUUGUUAAUAUCUAUCUAUCUAUCUAUCUAUCUAUCUAUCUAUCUAUCUAUCUAUCUGUGUUAAUAUUUAUUUAA
Messenger RNA from Acanthosepion pharaonis, 981 nucleotides. The record is from the annotation of a GenBank genome assembly. Lineage: Eukaryota; Metazoa; Mollusca; Cephalopoda; Sepiida; Sepiidae.